This is a messenger RNA of Penicillium verhagenii, 2829 nucleotides long. RefSeq names its product oxysterol-binding protein related protein OSH3. Gene Ontology annotation, biological process: ER to Golgi ceramide transport; piecemeal microautophagy of the nucleus; exocytosis. The record is from RefSeq and is a predicted model, not a curated record. NCBI's taxonomy places the organism in Eukaryota, Fungi, Ascomycota, Eurotiomycetes, Eurotiales, Aspergillaceae. Gene Ontology annotation, cellular component: cytosol; plasma membrane; intracellular membrane-bounded organelle. Gene Ontology annotation, molecular function: sterol binding. Bases 1 to 2829 code for a protein of 942 amino acids. The transcript is spliced from 2 exons.
AUGGCGGCCAUGGAGGAGCUGCAGAUCCAUAGCAAGUCCUAUUUUGUGCGCUGGAUCAAUGUCAGCGCCGGCCACACCAUUUCAUGGAGCAUUCAACCGCAUAAGAAGUCCGUGAAUUUCGGGGUUUUCAAGCAUCCUGGUCAAUCCUCGCUAGCCUCGCAUCUACCUCCCUCCGAUUCCCAAAGCACCGACUCCAAUGAGAACCUCCCCGCUACCGCUGCCAACCCCGGUUCCCGCAAUCAACAGUCCACCGUCAUCGAGAAGCUGACAGCAAUCGGCCUCAAAUCAAUUAAAUGGGUCGGCAAGUGUGAAGCCGACAAGAUCUCUAAAGGAACAUACGACGUUUCGGCCAGCGAAGCAGGGAACUACGCACUUGUCUUCGACAACACCUUCUCUAAACAGGUCUCGAAAACAGUCACCCUCGUUCUGCUUACCUAUCCCACGGGCCUGCAACCCCAUGCUUCUGUGGCUUCCAUAGCUCAGUCUCAGCAAGGGGCUUCUACAGAUUCACUUCCGCAAUUCACGGGUCGUCGACGGGGCAACAGCCGUGCGACUCUACAGGCGCAACGGUCUGACUUGUCGACCUCCUCGAACGUACAUAGCGGAAUCUUGCAGAAACGGCGGAGAAAGCGGCACCAGGGCUGGGCACGUCGGUUCUUCUCCCUGGAUUUUAUUUCCUCUACUCUAUCAUAUUACCAUGACCCUAACUCGGCCGCCUUACGCGGUGCGAUCCCGCUUUCAUUGGCGGCCGUGGCAACCAACGAGAAGUCUCGCGAGAUUUCAAUUGAUUCUGGCACUGAGAUUUGGCAUCUACGUGCCAACAACGAUCACGAGUUUGCGAUAUGGAAACAGGCCUUGGAGAGGGCCUCCAAGAGUGGACUGCAAGACAAUAAUUCGCUGGCUAUCGGCCCCCCAGAACUGCGUUUGACCAUGCCACCCUCUGCUUCUGCUGAGGAAGAACAUGAAUGGUCUCGGGUUGAACGUUUGGUGAGUAAGGUGUCUGGCACCCGCGAUGCAGUGCGCCGACUUGCCAAGGACACCGAUCCUAAAUAUCUUGCAACAUCGCCGCUCCCAUCUCCCAUGGAUCCUCCUCGGAGCCGGGGUCGCUCUCCGAGCCCUCAUCCCCCUGGGAAUGAUAUCCAAGGAGAUCCAAGGCGCUCGUUUUGGAAACGCAAGACGAGUGGAAACUCUACUUCCAGUGGCAAGCUAGCUAGCGCCAAUGCCUCCCAGCUGACGGUGCCGCCAGGCUCUGGAAAGCCCGCGAGCAUCACUAGCCAUACGGAUGAUAUGCAUGACAAUCUAAUGGCUGUCUUGCGCGAUCUUGACAAUGUAGUAUCGGAAUUCUCGGCGCUCAUUUCGGAGAGUAAACAACGGAGAAACCCGCCCCGUUUCUCUAUGGUGCCUCGGCGUAGUAUGGAGUCGGAUAUCUCACAGGAAUUCUUUGAUGCUACGGAUGGGGCCCCAUCGCCUCUCCUGACCAUCCAAGACAGCGAUGACGAAGACAAUACAGAGGAUCGAACUGCCCCGCCUGCUGAGAAUGUGGAAGACGAUGCACCUUCAGACAGUGAAGAUGAAGCCGAAUCCGCUCCCCAUGAUGGCAUCGAUGCCUCGCCACUCUUCCCCCCUCGCGCGAAAUCUCUGGCUCCACUACCUCUAGAUGCUGUACGUCGACGUCAAAACAUCACCGCACCCACCGUCAUGCCUCCAAGUUUGAUUGGAUUCCUGCGCAAGAACGUUGGCAAGGAUCUAUCCACAAUAUCAAUGCCAGUAUCCGCCAAUGAACCAAUCUCGUUGUUGCAGCGUGCGGCGGAGAUUCUUGAGUAUUCGUCGCUAUUGGACAAAGCUUCACAAUCAUCAGACGCUGUUGAGCGACUAAUGUAUGUCACCGCAUUUGCUAUAUCCUCCAUCUCCAGCAACCGAGUGCGGGAACGCUCAAUCCGCAAACCAUUUAACCCCAUGCUUGGCGAAACAUAUGAGCUUGUCCGGGAAGACAAAGGGUUCCGUUUCAUUGCUGAGAAAGUUUCUCACCGACCUGUGCAGUUGGCCUACCAGGCCGACAGCCGCGAAUGGAGUCUCGCUCAAUCCCCGAUGCCCAGUCAGAAGUUCUGGGGAAAGUCCGCCGAAAUUACCACCGAGGGACGCGUGCGGAUUACUCUGCAUGCUACCGGGGAGCACUUCAGCUAUGUCCCGUCCACUUCCUUCCUGCGCAAUAUCAUUGCCGGUGAGAAAUACGUUGAGCCCGUUGGUGAGAUGACCGUCUACAACGAGUCCACCGGACACCGCUCCAUCUCUACUUUCAAGGCCGGUGGCAUGUUCUCUGGCCGCAGCGAGGAAGUUUCUACUCGUGCUGUUGACUCAUACAACAAACCAGUGUCGAUUGGUUUGGCAGGAACCUGGCCUUCAUCUGUGGCCUUGACGCGCGACGGUUCUCCAUCUGGUAAUCCAAUCUGGACGGCCGGUCCAUUGGUCCCCAAUGCCCCUAAACACUACGGUCUGACCUCCUUCGCGGCCACGCUCAACGAAAUCACCUCCAUUGAAGAAUCGCGACUUCCGCCCACUGACUCCCGUCUCCGGCCUGAUCAGCGUGCCCUGGAAGAAGGUGACCUUGACCGCGCUGAAGAGGUCAAGGUUCAGCUGGAAGAGGGCCAACGUGCCCGUAGACGAGACAUGGAAGCCGCUGGCGAGAACUGGAUUCCGCGCUGGUUUACACUUGCUAAUGAGGACUCUGAUGGAGAGGUUAUCUGGCGCCUUAAGGGUGGCAAGGAUGGAUACUGGGAUGAACGUGCACGAGGAAAUUGGGCUAGUGUUGUUCCGGUGUUUGAGGCCUGA